Molecule: messenger RNA, 3294 nt
Organism: Monomorium pharaonis (pharaoh ant)
Lineage: Eukaryota; Metazoa; Arthropoda; Insecta; Hymenoptera; Formicidae
Exons: 3
Coding region: 329-799 (156 amino acids)
Biological process (GO): septate junction assembly
Source: RefSeq, a predicted model, not a curated record
UUUGUUAGGAAUAUACAAAAUGAUAAGACCUAUCUUCAAAAAUAUUGAGCACAUAGAUCGUCUCAGACCCAUCAUCAAGGUUGAGUACCAAGAACUAUUGCCAUGACGCAUUAAAUGCAUUUAGCAAGGAAGUGGGGACUUAGUCGGUUUAAUGUUAGUCAGUGUCACACUAACCACUGACAGGUCAAUAGUUGGGUGGAGCGUUUCUCAGCGUAGUUGGAAACAGACGUCGUCGCAUUACGAAUGUCUCGACAAAUUUUUUUCUGGCCGCGAUUAUAAACCUGCGCGUCUAAACUGACCGAAGUGUGCUACAAAGUGUGAUUUAAAAAUGGCUGAAGGGACCAGUUCUGCACCCAGUUUCUUCACGAGAAUGAAGGGACAUCUCAAGGAAGCACCGUUCUUUUGCAAAAUCAUUGAAUUGGUUUUCUGUGUUAUUGCAGCGGGAUUAGUGGCGGGGCCGUUUCAACAAAAUCAGAUUCGACCAACUGAUAUACAUCACAUAGCGAUAUUUCAUGUGGCAGUGUGCGGUUAUAUUCUUAUAAAUGUGAUUCUUAUAAUGAGCCAUUUCUUGGGCGAAAAAUUGCCGAAAAAAACGGCUCUCAUGUUCUCGACGAUGGGGGCGAUUCUUUGUUGCACCGCCGGCCUGAUUCUGAUUCGUGACUGGGACAAUUUCUCGAGUAACCUGAUUCACGCGUAUCUGCAGGAAUACAGCGAUCAAACGGUAGCGGCCGGUUCUUUCGCGAUCUUGGCAGCUCUAGUAUUCGCCGUAGACACGUACUUCACUAAUAAGAAUGACUGAUCACGUAUAAAUCUCGAUCAUCGUUAUUAUAAAAAGACGGAAUUAACUGGUUUAUUGCUACCACUCAUUUCAUCCAAAGCUAUUAUUGUCCACAAAUUGUCUUUUUUCGAAAUAUUCUAAUGUAAUUUUCACGAUUUUCGUGAAAAAUUCUUAGCUUUUUGAGUGUCUAGUGUACUAUUAAUUGUCUUUAUGAAACUAUCUGACUCUUCGUUACAUAUCACACACACACACGCGCACGCACGCACGCACGCACGCACGCACGCACACACACACACACACACACACACACACACACACACACACACAAAUAAUUGCUUUAAUAAGAUUAUUUAAUUCUUCUUAGCAGAUAUGCAUUGCAAGUGGUAAUUGUCUAGUUUUUCUCGUUUCCUACUUCGAUUAAAAACAUACAAUAGCGUUAUACAUAUUGAUAUAUAGUACACAUUGGAAAUAAUAUAUGUGUAAUCAUAAAUUUUAGUAUAUUGCUACUGAAAGAUAGUAACAAUAUACAUUUAAAUUUGAGAUCUAAAACGGAAAAUAUACAAUCGUUUUAUAUUAACAUAAUUAUAAUCAAUGUAUAUUGUAUUACAUAUUAUACUAUAUGUAAUUGUAACUGAUAAUCAAAUUCAAUUAUGAUUGAAAUCAGUCCCAACACAAAGCAAAACCGCGGAAGAUCUGAAAACUGAUAUAAAAAGAUGGUAAAGAUAAAAUAUUUUCUUAGCCACUAUCUGAUUCUACUAUAAAUCCUUACAAGGUGUCUAUAAAGUUUGUCUCCAUUCCCUAUAUUUUGAACAUGAUUAUGGAAAUUACAAAAAAUAUACGACAUACGUUUAAGGGACUGUUUAAGGGGAAAGAGGAACUUUAUUACCUUCGCGAAAACGAUCAUAAGAUCAUUUUAGAGUUAAAAUGUCAAAUUUCUUUGUAACAAACAAUAUUUGUAAUUGCUUCUUAUUAGAAAGCAUAUUAUUUUAUUACACAUAUUUUAUGAAAUGCUUGUAAUGAAUAAUUAGUGCAACACUAUUUUAUGCUAUUUUCUCACGUACUUGUAGUUUAGAUAUUUAUUAAUUUUGUUGCCUAUAGCUAAUUUUUCCUUUUUUCACACAUAGCAUUAAAUUUUCGUUAUUCGGAGACAUAUUCUAAGCAAACGUAAAAUAUUUGCACGUAAUAUUAAUUUUUAAUAUAAUAUCGAAGAAGAACAUUGAAAAUCAAUUGUUAUCAAUGUUGGAUUGAAAAAAAUUCCUAUACCUACAUUCGACAAAUCGUUUGUGUCGCAAAUUUAAACCGUGGUUGAAAAUCGAAAUAGAGACAUGUCCCAUGACAUAGACAGAUCAGAAAAAAAGAUAUGAUAACGAAGAUAUCGCUAUCGAAGCUUUAUAAAAAGCAACAACUUUUUUAUCAUAAGUAAGGGAGAAAACUCAGAUUUCGAAACAAAAUAUAAUUUUCUUUGCAAAUUAGCUGCAUAAAAAAUAAUUUUGUAAGAUAAAAUUUAUGAUACUUAAAGAUUACAUUUCUAUUAUAUACCAUUAAUUUUUAUUAUUAUACUUUACGCAAACAGAAAUCUAAGUUCUCGCAGCGAUAUAAAAAAAGUAUGCCAAAUAUUAAUUCAUUUAUACGCACAAUCGCUUUUAAAACCUUUUAAACAAUGCUCUCCAAAAUUUACAGCAACAAUGCACUCUUAAAAACUUUAUUCUCCCCCUACGCAAAGAUAAUAAAAAAAGAUUCCAUUCUCUAAACACCUUAAAAUGUGGCGAGCAAAGCAAAAUUGACCAAGUUUCCAAGGAGCUUUUUCCGGAGACGAGGACACUUUCCAAGCUCCGCAAAAGCUAAAUCUUGGAAAAAAUCUACAUGAAUGUGCUUUUUACUUUCUAACGGUGAAUUGCAGUGAAAAGUUUCAUUUGCCUCAUUGCCACAAAAAAGUCGUGAUUUGGCUUUUCCUGUCUGCUCGUCGAAACCCAAAAAAUCAUUCCAUGAGGAAUGCAGUCUUUCCCUUUCAAGUAUAGUUAGACUUUCACGUAUUUUCUUCGCGCACAAGAGAGUAUAACAAAUUCGAAAAAUUCCGUUUAGCGCUUAGCCGAAAAGUGCAAAGAAAACGAGUUUAUCCGUCGACUAUUUUGCCAGGAAAAGUUCAAUAAAAGAAAUUUUGUUCCAUAAUGCAAGGUGGAAAGAAAAGUUCAAGAAUGCACGCAAAUCAAUCAUUUAUUUUUUAUCUUGUCUAUAUCAGUGAUGGAAAGAAAAUUUUUUAACCAGUAAAUGUAUGAUAUAUUUAAAAUCGAUGCUACAUGUAUACUUCGAAAGUUUUUCCAGAUUUUUAUCCAUACUGCCUUCGUAUGUAAAUAUUUUACAUUUUCAAUACAUAUUUGUAUAGUUUUGAGCAAAAGUAUUAUAUUAGCACAAUUACUCAAUUCUUAGUUUCGUUCUUCUAAAUAAAAUUUUAUCUGUACAAAGAUUUUUUUGUAAUCAAUAAUGUUAAAAUACAAUCGUUAUUUAUUUGAAACAAG